CUCGACGACAUCCUCCUUGCCCGGCUAGCACCAACGCUGGUGCCGUCUUGUCUCUGUUUCAGCACGUUUUCUCCCUCUGCGUCGGUCACGGACAGCAUGGUUCUUCCCUGGUAUAAAUAGUAGUCAUUACAUCACGGAUGUAGACAAGCCUACUAGCGUGUCUCAUCUGGAGAAGCAAACAGACGAUAGAGGCGGGGGAAAACAGGAUGGAGGGAGAAAGAGUAGCAAAGCGACUCGGGAUUGAGUGCACUCCGCUUGCCCCUGUUAACGUUUGCUCCAUUUUGGGGGCUCCCGAAAACCCAUCGCACGAACACGUCAGCCAGCACGUCUGUGACACGGUCUCAGGAGAUGCCUCGGAAGAAGAAGGGCCUAAAGAUACCGGGAAGAUAAGCACUGGAUGGAUUAGUAUGCCGACAGAGAUAUGUACUAUGCAUAUAUUUUAGCCUGGCCGCUCGACAAGACAUGUACUUGGUUGUGACUUUCGCAGUCUCUCUGAGGAUCCAUAACAGAUUUACGAGCAGCAGUUCAAGGACGCGAAGGACGAAAGCCGCUCUCGGAAAACGCAAGCGCAACACAACGUGAUCCCAUCCCUUUCCAUUCGACGCUGCUUCAUUCGACUUUCCUUGCUCUUUUUCACUCGUUCUCUCCGAUUGCUAUCAUUUGCUGGCCUUUCGUACUAUUUUGUUUCGGUAGGAACAAUCGUCAAAGAGUGUAAAUAGAUCCAUUCACUACCAUUUUGUCGCUACGGUUUCGAUUCGAAAUAACAUUGCUGCUCUUUGUACUCUAUUGGCUUACUUUAAGGGAAAUUUGAAUAUUGC
Messenger RNA from Coniophora puteana RWD-64-598 SS2, 818 nucleotides. RefSeq lists its product as uncharacterized. The coding region runs from base 207 to 443 and encodes 78 amino acids. Lineage: Eukaryota; Fungi; Basidiomycota; Agaricomycetes; Boletales; Coniophoraceae. The transcript is spliced from 7 exons. The record is from RefSeq and is a predicted model, not a curated record.